Molecule: messenger RNA, 502 nt
Organism: Striga asiatica
Lineage: Eukaryota; Viridiplantae; Streptophyta; Magnoliopsida; Lamiales; Orobanchaceae
Source: the annotation of a GenBank genome assembly
AUUAAUGUUAAUGUGCAGUGUGAAAGCUACCAUUGAUAGGUACAAGAAAGCUUCCUCAGAUUCUUCUAAUAAUGGCUCUAUAUCUGAAGCUAAUACUCAGUACUACCAGCAAGAAGCAUCAAAACUGCGAGCUCAAAUCAGUAAUUUGCAGAAUCAAAACAGGAACAUGCUUGGUGAGGCUUUAGGAGGUUUAUCUCUUAGGGAAUUGAAGAAUUUGGAGGGAAGAGUCGAAAGAGGAAUUAGCCGAAUUCGGUCUAAGAAGAAUGAGUUGCUCUUUGCUGAAAUUGAGUACAUGCAGAAAAGGCAGGAGAUUGAUUUACACCAUAAUAAUCAAUACCUUCGAGCAAAGAUAGCUGAAACUGAGAGAGUCCAGCAGCACAUGAACUUGAUGCCUGGAAGUUCUGACUUUGAGCUCGGUCAACCUCAAACUUUUGAUGCUCGAAAUUUCCUUCAAGUCAACGGGCUUCAACCGAAUGAUGACCCACCCCUUCAGUUAGUGUAA